CACCGGCUAUUGCUUAACAUCCUUUCCGCGCAGAGUUCUCCCUCCACAACGCAACAGGCCUCGGGAUAUCAUCCCAGCUUCACUUACCGGCCACUUGACACACAAGUAGUGUUCCACAGACACGAUCGCUCAAUCUCAUCCUAGUAAUCGAUGUAUGGGUGCACACCCGCCGAUCUGCUCCUUUCACCCCUCACCGGCUCGCAAGCGAGGGGGAUGCAAGGGCGAUGAGCUGUUUUCUCCGACUGCUAAGCUUCUGACAAGUCUUUCGCGAUUCUGAUAUGGCAAACACUCACAUCGACCAGGCUGCAAAAAUACCACAGGUUCCUCCUGACGAAUGUAUCUCGGAGACUACCGAGAAGAUCUUACCGACCUCCUCCACCCUUGACUCAGCCCCACAGCUGGACGACGAUGGGUCAACCCAACACCGCGCCGCGCUGUCCAGAGCCAGACGAGUGGUCGUUGCUGGCCUGAUGAUUACGCCUUAUUUUCUGACUUCCUCCAACUCGGCCUCUGCCUUCAUGCUCAUCCCAUCGAUACAGCGCGAUCUCGGUGGUAGUCAGCUCGCCGUCCAGUGGGUCGCUUCGGCAUAUACUCUGGCCAACGGCUGUGGUUUGUUGGUCUCUGGACGACUCGCAGACAUGUAUGGUCGAAAGAAGCUAUUUCUCAUUGGUAUGUGCCUCAACGGAGUCUUCUGCCUCGCCUCAGGCUUCAUCAGGAUCCUGAUACCACUGUGUAUUCUCCGAGCCCUCGCAGGUUUAGGCUUGGCCAUCGCCAUGCCCGCCGGAUUCGGAAUCAUCGGGUCAACGUUUGACCAAGAACCGGGGAGGACCAUCGCAUUCGCCAUCAUGGGUACGGGUUGGCCCCUGGGCAGUGGAGUAUCCCAGGUUCUCGGUGCAUUCAUCGCAACUGCGAGGCCGGAAUCCUGGUCUUACAUAUUUGUCCUACUGGGCGGUCUAGCGAUCGUCACUGCCGCGGUCACACUCUUCGUCAUCCCCAUGGACAAGGAUCCCAAAAGGCGGCUCGUCGACCGACGGAUCGACAUGAUCGGAGCGGUCUUGAUCACCCUCGCCAUCUCCCUCCUGUCCUUCUCCAUCACUCAGGGCGGUUUAGUCCAUCGAGGAUGGCGCGAGCCUUACAUACCUUGCGUCUUCUGCCUCUCCAUCAUCACGGUACUCGCCUUUGGUUUGUGGCAACACCACCUCAAACGCAAGAAUGCCCUGCCUCCCCUCGUCGACCUUGAUAUUUUCACCCGAUUCAAGGGCAAAAUCACAGCCCUACUAGCAGUGACAUUCACAAGCUAUACCGCGAUCAACGGCUGGCUCUAUGUCGCGUCCCAAUGGUUCCAAGUGCUCAAAGGCGAGACACCACUCGAGUUUGCCCUCCAUACCCUCACCGCACCGAUAAUGGGUCUGGUCGCGUGUCUCAUCGUACCACUCGUGGCCGUACGAGUGAGAGCACCGAUCCUGCUCGUUUUUGGCUGUUUCUCCACGGCUGCUGCGUGCUGGCUAUUCGCUGCCCAGCCGUCCGGAUCCACCUACUGGUCAUUCGAAUUCAUCGCCAACAUUGUCAAUCCAUGGGGAGCAGACUUUACGGUCGGUAUAGGCUCGGUUCUGAUCUCCAACUUUGCUAUUGGAGACGAGCAAUCACUCCUUGGCGCCCUGUUCCAAACUGUCAUUGCGUUUUCAGGGACCAUUGGCACUUGUCUAGCCUCUCUGAUACAGACGAAGCAGUACGAGUCGUCUGGCGACAUCCGGAAAUCGCUAGACGCCGCUUGGUGGUUCUUGGCCGGCAUGUCCUGGUUGGCCUGCCUCAUCACCAUUGCUUUCCUGAGAGACAUCAAAUUGGCGAAGGACGUCAAGCGAGAUUUAGCUCAUCUGGACAAGGGAGCCGAGAUUGCGACAGCGAUUCCAAGCGACCCCACGACAAUACAAACGAGCGGAUGAGGAAGGAUGUAUCAUUUCA
Molecule: messenger RNA, 1962 nt
Organism: Kockovaella imperatae
Lineage: Eukaryota; Fungi; Basidiomycota; Tremellomycetes; Tremellales; Cuniculitremaceae
Product: major facilitator superfamily domain-containing protein
Exons: 11
Coding region: 279-1943 (554 amino acids)
Biological process (GO): transmembrane transport
Cellular component (GO): membrane
Molecular function (GO): transmembrane transporter activity
Source: RefSeq, a predicted model, not a curated record